GUGGCCAGGCCAGUGUUUCCAGCGUUCGCACGCACGCCCGCACGCCGUCCCUUGUGCCUGCUCGCUCGCCCGUACCCGUUCUCACUCCCGCUUUCUCUCAGUUGAGCGCGCGGCUGGCAGAGAGAAGCAGCGAGACAGUACAACAGCGCGCCGACUGAUAAACACGCAGUCUGACUCAUCUGCCAUCCUGCACUUUGCACUCGAUCUCCGUCUUUGUUCUUCCGCGGCAAACAGCCGAUUUUGUCCGAUAGCCGUCAUCGGAUAACGCCGAAGACCGCCAAGUGAAAGUGCGCGCGCGUGCGUUGGUGUGUGUCGCGACAGAAUGUCGGAUUUGAUGGAGCAACACUCGCCGAAGCCCUUGAAGCGCGAGCACGACUCAACGGACGACUUCGAGCACCUGGAGCACGAACUCGAGCGUCAGCAGCAGCAGCCGAAGGAGUCGCUGCUGGAUCUGGCGCCGGCGCGCAGCCUGCUGGACAGUAGCGUGCCGGCGCCGCACGAGCCGGAGGUGAGGCCGGUGCCGGCGUCGCCACCGCCUUCAGCCGCGGACUCGGACAAGUUCGAGGGGGGCGCGCGGCUCGGCGCAGCUUGCAACGAGCUGGAGGCGCGCAUUAGCGAGCAGCUGGCCGACGCGACGGCCGCAACGAUGGCCCUGAUGGAGAGCGAGCGCGACUCCCCCUACGAGCUCGAUGCGGGCUUCGAGGUUAGGGAUACGCAGAACAGCGAUAACGAGCCCGAGGACGACAGCGAGCCCACGAGUGAGAUUCGAGUGGCACCGCCGGUGCCGGCGCACGCCGCCGCCGCAGCGCGCGACCUGCUCGACGAUGACGACGACGACGACGACGACGACGAUGACGACGCCCACGUCGACGCGGGCCGCUCGGCCGGCCCCGGCCAGCCGCCCACGAGCCUGUACUCGAGCCAGGAUGACUUCAUGGGCGAGAUCCGGGCGUCGAGCCUGCCCGAGCCCGAGCGCUCGCCCGAGCUGGAUUUUGUGCGGGAAGAGAUGGUCGUGCAGGAGGCGCGCGUGCACAAGCCCGAGUCCGGCCAGCAGCACUGGGGCCUGCUCGACGGGGUCGAGAGCGUGCUCGAGCCGCCGCAGAAGCCGCUGCCGCCGGAGCCGCUGCAGCAGCUCGAAGACUUGCUGCGUGCCGAGUCUCGGUCGUCGUCGGGCCCGGCGGGACGCGGCGGCGAGCCCGCGACCCAGCCCCAGCCGGCUCACGGUCCACCGAAAGCCGAGCUGGGCGACGCCGCCGAGAGGAAAGUGUACCAGCUGCCCAAGGACAUCGCCGACGAGAUCGCGCCCAAGCACAUCUUCCGGGACAUUGGCAUCGAUGCAUGGUUUAACCCAGAAAAGCUGAAUCCAAAAGUGGCAUCGCUCAUAUACUGGCGCGAUCCCAAAAAAUCGGGAAUCGUGUUUGGUGCGAUCCUGGGGGUGCUCUUAUCGCUGGCAUACUUCAGUCUGAUCAGCGUGCUAGCUUACAUAUCUCUUCUCACUCUCACUUUCACCGUCGCUUUCCGCAUCUACAAGACUGUCCUGCAGGCCAUUCAGAAGACCAACGACGGACACCCAUUCAAAGAGAUUCUCGACCUCGACCUAACGCUGCCCACCGAGAAGGUGCACGAAGUCGCCGACAUUGCCGUGUCUAAUGCUAACGCGGCCGUUUCCGAGCUACGCAGACUCUUUUUGGUUGAAGACUUUGUCGAUUCUCUCAAGUUUGGAAUCCUGCUGUGGUCUCUCACCUAUCUUGGAGCAUGGUUCAACGGCAUGACACUCGUCAUUAUUGGAGUGGUCGCCCUUUUCACAUUGCCCAAAGUUUACGAGACGAACAAGACACAGAUUGACCAGAAUCUCGCUUUGGUUCAGGCAAAAAUCAACGAAAUUACGGCAAAAGUUAAGGCUGCUAUACCCAUCGGCAAGAAAGCCGAACCAAUAAAGGAAGAGUAAUUUGAGCUUUGUCAGGAGGAGUUUUAUCGUUGCAGAGCCGUGUGGAAUGAGAGAGCGUGAGAGAGAAAGAAAGUGCGGUCGAGAGAGAAAGGAAAGUGAAAAAAAAACAGCAGAGUUAUUUAACAAAGAAUGUGAUGGCAACAAUGCAAAUCAACCAACCAACAAACAAAAAGGAUAUCGAUUAUUGCGUGGCAUCGAGAGCAACGAGAGAGAACAAUUUUUAAAAGAUUUUUAUAAUUGAAACCAAGCCGUGGGUAAUCAGGCUGUAGAGAUAAAUUGGCUAAGAGAUUGUAAAUAACGGACCAAUGUUUAAGUUGAUGCAACAAGUAUGCUGAAUAUCGAGUGCUCGACAUAGCGAUGGCAAACGAUGGCUUAACAUGGUCGUCGUUCGCCAAUACAUUUAUUACAUACAUAUACACGCAGAGCAAGUGCGCGUGUCAAAGCACUUACACGAUAUAAUGUCGAAGAUUCACGCACAUAACAUUAUUUAGCAAGCCAAUCGAGAUAUCCUUUUUAAAUAAUAAAAAAGAAAUAUAAGUAAGAUUUAGCAAAUUGUACGUUAUUGCAAAACGAUGGUGACGAAUUUCGAUCUAGUGAGCAAAGCUAAUGGAGAAAGUGCGAUUGAAUGAUGUUUAACCAUAAACAAAUAUACAGCAGCGAAAAGAUGUUUUUAAACAUCAAUAACCUUAGGUGAGAUUAGACGAGAAAUCGUCAACUAAUGUUCUCUAAUCUGUCGCGCAAAAUGAACAGAAUGAAUGGCAAUUGAUGUGCAAUUGUCAUGACUAAUGAUCUUGCGCACUUUGGGUGUUUGUCCCUAACUCCACUUAAUAACUGCACACGCGCACACAAAAGCAUGAAGCGUGUCUUUUUCCUCCCUCCCAUAUUUCCACUUCUUACCUCGUAAAAAUGUGCAAUCAAAUCAUAUACUCAUUAAAUCCCUUUUGGUAUAAAAAUGAAACGAAAAUAUAUAGGCAAAGCAUAACGAAAUAGAAAACAAAAAUUUAAUAAUCCAAAUAACGAAACGACGACGAAAGAGUUUCUUAAAUAUCAUUAAACGAAUUACACCGUUCACCCACAUUCUCUCGCAUCAUCCCGUUUGCUAUUUGACUACACUCAUCGUGUAAAGCAGAAGAGUCUAUCCUUUUUUAAAUGUAGACAACGUUGUUGAAGUAAUAUAUAUAUAUAAUCUGGCUAACGCACGAGAACAAUGGCAAGAUUGCAAAUCGGUGUAAAAGUGUCUAGCGUACAUAUAGGCAGUGCUUUAAACUGAAAGUGUUGUAAUUUGUACGGAAAUAAUGUGUCUGGAAAUCGACUUGCUUGCGAAAAGGCAUUAAAAAAAUCUAAGAAUAGUAUACGGCGAAAGAACUGCUUGUCGAAAUUGUUUCUUUUUUAUCGUUAGAUCUUAAGAUGUAAUGUCUAACAACAAGUGACCCCUCGUGUUUUAGUUGUUAUGCGAUCGAGAAUAAAUAUUCAAUUAAAUGGAAAUUAAUAAAGUGAUUAUUAAUUAUUAUAUCUGUCUCUUUGAAUAACGUUGAGGAUUGCUAAAUAUUAUUGCUAUUGAUAUUAUUAUUGUAAUUAUAUAGCUUAUAUAUAUACAUAUACCCAUAUAUAUGUGUGUGUGUGUGUGUGUAUGUGUAUAUAUAAAGAAAUAUAUUUAGAAGAUUAUAGAUUAUUACAUCUAUUUCUAUUAUGCAAAGUUGAAAGAAAAAUGAAGUAAAAAUGGAGGAAAAAAAAGAAAAAGAAAUAAUCAUUCACAGAGUGAUAAAUUAGCAGAAAUUGGCUUAUCGCGAUGCAAUGGAAAAUAGAUACAUAUAUGCAUACAUACAUGGAUCACUCGAUGAUUACAAUAAAGCAGAAGCACACAAAACUGGAACUUAAUAUUAUAUUAUACACAUUCUUAAAUAUCUAUCUGUAGCUACGUGAAUACGCGUGUUUUUACCUCGCGUAAGGUGGCAAGCGUCGAGAGAAUAUGUGACUUGUAAUGCGCGUAUCGCUUCUUGACGUUUUCAUUAUUGCAUCUGCAUUCGCACGAUUAAUUUAUAUAAAUAAAUGAUAUUCAUAA
Messenger RNA from Phymastichus coffea, 4010 nucleotides. RefSeq names its product reticulon-1-like (gene Rtnl1). Bases 323 to 1948 code for a protein of 541 amino acids. The transcript is spliced from 6 exons. NCBI's taxonomy places the organism in Eukaryota, Metazoa, Arthropoda, Insecta, Hymenoptera, Eulophidae. The record is from RefSeq and is a predicted model, not a curated record.